GCUCCGGGGCUGGGCCCACGGGAGGGUGGGGCGGCUGGGAAGCUGGCACGCUGCCCCCGGGGAGCCUCUCUCGGCAGGCGCCCGGGUGCCGCGGGGGGGAGGGGGGAACAAAGGGCUCAUUCUCCCCGUGCGCAGCCGGUGGCAUCGCCGGGGCGUUGGCGGAAGCCCCCGGGGCCCGGGAGGGGGCAGGCCCACGCCGGGCCGCCGAAUCUCGGGCUCCUGUUUCCCCGCAGGGUGCUGGAGGAGGAAACCGGCGGAGCAGCUUCCCCACUCUCAGUUGCGCGUCUGGCGAUGGCGGUCAGAGGUCCUGCUGCGCUCUCCGCUGGGCACUCCCUCCAUUAGCCGCGCCGCGCCGUGCUGCGCCGUAGCUGGUGCCUCUCUCCCGGGUCACGGGACCAGCCUCCCUUCCAGGCACGACCCCCUCCCCCGGCCCCUCGGCCUUUCCCCCCACUCCGCCAUCUCCGACCCGGGGCGCGCGUUCCCCCCGGCCCGGCUCCCUCUCUCCCUCCGGGGGCACCCGCUCCCUAGCCCCGGCCCGGCCCUCCCCGCAGCGCAGCACGGAGUCUCGGCGUCCCAUGGCGCAACCCACGGCCUCGGCCCAGAAGCUGGUGCGGCCGAUCCGCGCCGUGUGCCGCAUCCUGCAGAUCCCGGAGCCCGACCCCUCCAACCUGCGGCCCUAGAGCGCCCCCGCCGCCCCGGGGGAAGGAGAGAGCCAGCGCGCUGAGCAGAGAGCGGGAGAACGAACGAGUUCUCGCCCGCCGGCCGGGAGGCCCCGGAACCAGCCCAUGGGUAGAGGGCACCCGGCGUCGGCCACAAAGACCGCCGCCGCCCGCGCCGCGCCCGGCGCGUGAAGCCCAGGGACCCCCUCUGGGAGAGCCCCAUGAGGGCAGGAGAGUGAUGGAGAGUACGCCCAGCUUCCUGAAGGACAGCCCAGCCUGGGAGAAGUCAGCCCCUGAGAAUGGCAUCGUGGGACCAGAGCCGGAUACCCCACCACAAGAUGGCCUGAGCCCUGCAGCACUGUGCCUGGGAGAGCCUGCUCCCUUCUGGAGGGGUGUCCUGAGCACCCCAGGCUCCUGGCUCCCCCCUGGCUUCCCCCAGAUCCCCAAGGACAUGCUCCCAUUGGUGGAGGGCAAAGGUCCCUGGAAUGGAGAGAGGAAGGCUAGCUGGUCAGGCAGCAAGGAGGCGCUGCGCUGGAAGGAGGCUAUGCUUACCCAUCCGCUGGCAUUCUGUGGGUCAGCGUGCCCGCCUUGCUACGGCCCACUGAUUCCUGAGCAUAACGGUGGCCCUCCCAAGAGUGACCCUGUGGCCUUCCGACCCUUGCACUGCCCCUUUCUUCUGGAGACCAAGAUCCUAGAGCAAGCUCCCUUCUGGGUGCCCAGCUGCCUGCCACCCUGCUUAGUGUCCAGCCUGCCCCCAGAGCGUCCAUGUGACUGGCCCCUGACCCCACACCCCUGGGGGUGCUCCGGAGUCCAGCCCAAAGUGCCCUCUGCCUUCAACUUAGGCAGCAAGGGUUUUUACCACAAGGAUCCAAGCAUUCUCAGGCUGGCCAAGGAGCCACUGGCAACUGUGGAACCCGGGUUGUUGGGCUCAGCGCCUGGGGGGCAUCUCCAGAGAACUGGGGACGCGGAACGCCCUUCACUCCACCAGAGAGAUGGAGAGACAGGAGUCGGCAGGCAUCAGAAUCUUUGCCCCCGUGUCCUGGGGCAUCCAGACACUGUUCCCCCGACCCCGUGGCCCACUUGUUCCCCAGGCCUGGUUCAUGGCAAUAUCUGGGCUGUACCGGGAGGCGGGAGCCUUGGGUACCAGCUGGGGCCGUCAGCCACAUCAAGGUGCCCCUCUCCUGGGCCUCCUACCGCCCAGGUGGACCGUUGCUCACUUCACCCACCAGCUAGAGAUGGAGGUCUUGGCCCUUGUAGGAAGUGCCAGGAGGACCUGGAGGGGGGCACCAGUGGGCCGGGUGAAUCCAGUGAGGAAGUAAACAAGGCCCCUGGUCCCAGGGCCUGCCCGCCCAGCCAUCACACCAAGCUGAAGAAGACAUGGCUCACACGACACUCUGAGCAGUUUGGGUGCCCAGACAGCUGCUCUGGGGAGGAGGAAAGCCCAGCGGCCCAGCUGCGCGCCCUCAAGAGGGCAAGCAGCCCCGAGGUCCAGGGAGCAGUGGGCAGCCCAGCCGCCAAGCGCCCGUCCGGCCCUUUCCCAGGCAGUGUGGGGCAGGGGGCCAGAGGUUGGCAGGAGCUGCUGGACUCAUCAUUUGGGAACAAGACAGAGGCAGAACAGCGUGAUGACCACAGAGGACCCCGAGACAUCAGGGCCAGCCUCCAGGACCCGGGGCUGCAGGAUACACCUUGCGCGGCUCCCCCGGCAGGCAUGACUCAGUGCCAAAGCUGUGCCCAGGCAGCUGGUGAGGCGGGAGGGCCGGCCUGCCACUCCCAGCCAGUGCCCAGAUUGCCUCUGGGAGGGGAGCAGCAGCAGGAGGAAGACUCGGCAGCCAGCUCCGAGGGAGGAGGGUCUGGCCCCGAGGAGGCCGGGCUCAGCAUGGGCCUCGCCAAGCACCUGCUAAGUGCUCUGGGAGACCGACUGUGCCGCGUGCUGCGGAGGGAGCGGGAGGUCUUGGCCUGGGCCCAGCGGGAAGCAGGCCAGGGGCCAGCCAGGACAGAGGACAGCCCAGGCAUUCCACGUUGCUGUAGCCGCUGCCACCAUGGACUCUUCAACACCCACUGGCGAUGCCCCUGCUGCAGCCACCGGCUGUGUGUGGCCUGUGGUCGCAUGGCAGGCGCUUGGAGGACCAGGGAGAAAGAAGGCUCUCAGGAACAGUCCAUGGAGAAGUGUACCCAGGCGGCUGGGCACAGUGCCUGUUCCCUGAUGCUCACCCAGUUUGUCUCCAGCCAGGAUAUGGCGGAAUUGAGCACUGCAGUGCACCAGGUCUGGGUCAAGUUUGACAUCCGGGGGCACUGUCCCUGCCAAGCUGAUGCCCGGAUGUGGACCCCUGGGGAUGGGGGCCAGCAGAAGGAGCCGAAGGAGAAAACUCCCCCAACUCCACAACCUUCCUGCAACAGGGAUACCAACAGGACCAAGGACAUUAAAGAGGAGACCCCAGACUCCAGAGAGACCCCGGCAGAGGACCGUGCUGGCCAAGGGCCCCUGCCUUGUCCCUCUCUCUGUGAACUACUGGCCUCCACUGCUGUCAAACUCUGCUUGGGGCACGAACGGAUACACAUGGCCUUCGCCCCUGUCACUCCAGCCCUGCCCAGCGACGACCGCAUCACCAACAUCCUGGACAGCAUCAUCGCGCAGGUAGUGGAACGGAAGAUUCAGGAGAGAGCCCUGGGGCCGGGGCUGCGGGCCAGGCCGGGCCUGCGCAAAGGCCUGGGCCUGCCCCUCUCACCGGUGCGGCCCCGGCUGCCUCCCCCUGGGGCUUUGCUGUGGCUGCAGGAGCCCAGGCCUCCUCGAGGCUUCCACCUCUUCCAGGAGCACUGGAGGCAGGGCCAGCCCGUGUUGGUGUCAGGGAUUCAAGGGAAAUUGCAAGGCCACCUGUGGGGGACAGAAGCUCUAGGGGCGCUUGGAGGCCAGGUGCAGGAACUGACCCCCCUCAGACCUCCCCAGCCCGCAAGCCUGGGCAGCACAACGUUCUGGGAGGGAUUCUCCCGGCCUGAGAUUCGCCCAAAGUCAGAUGAGGGCUCCGUCUUCCUGCUGCACAGAGCUCUGGGGGACGAGGACACCAGUAGGGUAGAGAGCCUGGCUGCCAGCCUGCCACUCCCAGAGUACUGUGCGCGCCAUGGGAAACUCAACCUGGCCUCCUACCUCCCUUGGGGCUCUGUCCUGCGUCCACUGGAGCCCCAGCUGUGGGCGGCCUAUGGUGUGAGCCCACAGUGUGGGAACCUGGGGACCAAGAACCUCUGUGUGGAGGUGACCGACCUGGUCAGUGUCCUGGUACGUGCUGAAGCCCCACUGCCUGCCUGGCACCGGACACAGAAAGAUUUCCUCUCAGCCCUGGACGGGGAGGGGCUCUGGUCCCCGGGCAGCCAGGUCAGCACCGUGUGGCACGUGUUCCGGGCACAGGACGCCCAGCGCAUCCGCCGCUUUCUCCAGAUGGUGUGCCCGGCCGGGGCUGGAAACUUGGAGCCUGGCACCCCGGGCAGCUGCUACCUGGACGCAGGGCUGCGGCGGCGCCUGCGGGAGGAGUGGGGUGUGAGCUGCUGGACUCUGCUGCAGGCCCCCGGAGAGGCCGUGCUGGUGCCCGCGGGGGCUCCCCACCAGGUGCAGGGGCUGGUCAGCACAGUGAGUGUCACUCAGCACUUCCUGUCCCCCGAGACCUCUGCCCUCUCUGCUCAGCUCUGCCACCAGGGGCCCAGCCUGCCCCCUGACUGCCGCCUGCUUUAUGCCCAGAUGGACUGGGCUGUGUUCCAAGCAGUGAAGUUGGCUGUGGGAACAUUGCAAGAGGCUAAAUAGGGGGAUCCCAGGUGUCUGGGGUAGGGGUUGGGAGCAGGCAGACCAGUGCUCAGCCCAGGCACAGCUUCAGCAGAGAAUGGCACCGGGGAACUUGGGGACUUCUGCUCAAUCCCGCAAGCACCACUCUGGACACAAGCGGGGCACCCCGUUCCCUGCCCCUGACCUGGGCCCUAAGGCCGACAACCACAGUGCCACUGAAGCUCGCACCUGCCCUUUGCAGGCUGGCACUUGCUCCAGCCCGAGCUCCUCUCCAUGGUACCAGACUCACACUGGGGAUGACCGUCUCCCUCCAACCCCUGCCCGCCAACCCAGGAGACGAAGAGCCCUUCCUUGGGGGACCUCGGAACUCAUUCUGGCUUAGGCAACACCUGCUGCUGCUGCUUCAUCUCCUGCUGUCUCACCUGUGCCCGAGCUCUGCUUAUACCACCCACAUCCUCCUGGGCACCCAGGUGGCCCUUUGCACUGCAGGCGUGCUGGACAAGGGCCACUGACAUCCUGCCCUCUUGCCAGACAGCUGUGAAGUGUGGGGAGGGGGCAGUAUCAGGCCACUACCCAGGCUUGGCUGGAGGGGUUGAUAUGGGCGAAGCCCCAUCCCUGCACCCUCCUCUCGCCUCCUUCCUUCUUGAUUUCCAUUAAAGGCUGUUGUUUUGUGAA
Lipotes vexillifer (Yangtze River dolphin) is the source of this 5103-nucleotide messenger RNA. RefSeq names its product HR lysine demethylase and nuclear receptor corepressor (gene HR). Gene Ontology annotation, biological process: regulation of transcription by RNA polymerase II. NCBI's taxonomy places the organism in Eukaryota, Metazoa, Chordata, Mammalia, Artiodactyla, Lipotidae. Gene Ontology annotation, cellular component: chromatin; histone deacetylase complex. Gene Ontology annotation, molecular function: transcription coregulator activity; chromatin DNA binding; histone H3K9 demethylase activity. The record is from RefSeq and is a predicted model, not a curated record. The transcript is spliced from 19 exons. Bases 898 to 4449 code for a protein of 1183 amino acids.